Messenger RNA from Helianthus annuus (common sunflower), 614 nucleotides. RefSeq lists its product as uncharacterized. NCBI's taxonomy places the organism in Eukaryota, Viridiplantae, Streptophyta, Magnoliopsida, Asterales, Asteraceae. The transcript has 2 exons. The coding region runs from base 140 to 499 and encodes 119 amino acids. The record is from RefSeq and is a predicted model, not a curated record.
GUUGGUACAUAUAGAUGAUUACUUCUCUUCUUCAAAAAUCUCUUAUCACACAUUCAUACAUCUCUGCAAGUCUUGUUUCUCUCUCUAAAACUGAGAGGUAGAGAUCGAAGAAGGAUACAUAUAUAUAUAUGUAUAUAUAAUGGUGGAUGUUGAAAGAGUAUGUUGCAUGUGCGGUGAUGUUGGUUUCUCUGACAAGAUUUUCCGAUGUACAAAGUGCCACCACCGCUUCCAACACUCGUAUUGUAGCAACUAUUACAACGAAUCAGGCGAUCCACCGGAGGUCUGUGAUUGGUGCCAAGCAGACGACAUUAAAAGCUCCAAACAUGGAGGCUCUUCCAAGAAACGGGCGGGUGUCGAUCGUCGGUCGGAGUAUUCGGGUGACAAGAUUAAGCUGCAUGACCGCGAAGAAGGAUCGGAGAAGAGGAAGUCGCCGACCGGAGCUCCUUCUCCGAGGACUAGUACUCGAAGGUACAAGCUUCUUAAAGAUGUCAUGUGCUAGAACUAGUUGAUGAAAAUAUUGUUAAUAUGUGUAUAAAUAAUAAACAUAAUUGUUUCUUUAAGAAAAUAAAAUGGUGUGCCAAACAUGAGGUCUUUUUGAGUUUUUUCUUAUGUUA